Messenger RNA from Chrysoperla carnea, 1616 nucleotides. RefSeq names its product luc7-like protein 3. The transcript has 7 exons. Bases 92 to 1234 code for a protein of 380 amino acids. The record is from RefSeq and is a predicted model, not a curated record. Gene Ontology annotation, biological process: mRNA splice site recognition. Gene Ontology annotation, cellular component: U2-type prespliceosome; U1 snRNP. Gene Ontology annotation, molecular function: mRNA binding. Lineage: Eukaryota; Metazoa; Arthropoda; Insecta; Neuroptera; Chrysopidae.
GUUAAAAAUGUCGUAUGGCAUAAACGUCUGAAUUGUAUCUAAAUAAAAAUUUUGUAUUUUCUUCGUUAAUUUCAUUUAUUUCUAACAAGAAAUGGCUGUGUUAGCUGCUGCCCAGCUCUUAGAUGAGCUUAUGGGUCGGAAUCGUAACAUUGCACCAAAUGAGAAAGUCAAAGAAUUGAAUUGGGAAGACUCCGAGUAUUGUAAAUAUUAUAUGGUAAAAUUUUGCCCGCAUGACUUAUUCGUGAAUACACGAGCCGAUUUGGGUGCAUGUCCUAAAGUUCAUGACGAUGAAGUUAAAGCACAAUUCGCUGUAGCCAGAAAUACAAAAAAGUUAAUGUAUAUGGAAGAAUUUUUAAGAUUCUGUUCGGCAAUGGUUAACGAAGUUGAACGUAAAAUUGCAAAAGGGAAACAGCGUUUAGCGCUUUCUGGUAAAGGUGUUUUAAUUAAUUCAACAAGUGGAAACAACGAAAAUAGUGGACCAACAUUAAUAACUCCCGCACAAACACAACGAAACAAUGAACAGAUUCAAUUAUUAUCAGAACGUAUUAAUGGAUUAGUUGCAGAAGCAGAAAAAGCGGGUACCGAGGGUAAUGUGGAACAAGCUCAAGGCCUAAUGAAACUUUGUGACCAACUUAAGGAGGAAAGAGAACAAUUACGGAAACAAAAUGAAAACAGCCAUUGGACAGCUACAGCAGAGUUAGCUGCAGCACAAGAAAAGCAAAUGGAAGUUUGCGAAGUAUGUGGUGCUUUUUUGAUAGUUGGCGAUGCACAACAACGCAUUGACGAUCAUUUAAUGGGAAAACAACACAUGGGAUAUGCCAGAUUGAAAGCUGCUGUAGAAGAAAUUACCUUAGAAGUUGAAAAAUGGCGUGAAGAACGGAAAAAUCCACGCAAUAUGACCUUAGGUGGUAGUGGUGGAGGACUCGGAUCUGACGACAGAAGACGAGAACGAGAACGUGAUCGUGAUCGAGAACAUCGCGAAAGACGUGACCGUGAGAGAAUAGACAGAGAAAGGACAGAUCGUGAAAGAGAAAGGACAGAUCGUGAACGUGUAGGUCGUGACAAGGAUAGAGAGCGACGAGAACAAAGGAAAGAAAGACGUGACAGAAGUAGAGAUCGUGGUGAUCGGCAUUACAGACAUGGAAUGGAAAACAGCCGUGAUGUAAGAAAACAUCACGGUGGUUCGGCUCGCGAUUACUAUCAUCAUCACAAUUCGAGACAUUCACGUCGUUAAUCUUCAUACCUUUCCUGUGAGCAGUAUUGACCAGUAAGAGAAACGUUAGUCAGCUACGAAAAAACAGGUGAGCCAAUAUCAAGUUAACAAAAUACUGCAAAUCAAAAAAAAAUCAAAAAAACAACAUUACCCAUAUCGUCAAGUAAAAAAAAAAAAACUUAUCAAAUACGUAUUAUUUAUGCGACCCACACACAAAUGAUGACGUCACCAGAUUCUACGUUCAAGAGAUACUCGAGGUGAUAUAUAUUGUCUAUAUUAUAUUAAUUGUUAUGAUUCCAUUUUCAAAAUGUAAAUAAAUUUCAAAUUAUUAAUUUCUUUAUUAGUAAAUACUUUUAUAAUUAUCAAAUGUAAUUAAUUAAUUAAAAAUAAUAACGGAACUAUU